Molecule: messenger RNA, 276 nt
Organism: Botrytis porri
Lineage: Eukaryota; Fungi; Ascomycota; Leotiomycetes; Helotiales; Sclerotiniaceae
Exons: 2
Coding region: 1-276 (91 amino acids)
Source: RefSeq, a predicted model, not a curated record
AUGCCCCGCCCAACCCUCCUAACCUCCACCUCCACCUCCCUCCUCUCCCACCUCACCCGCACAAUCCGGCACUCCUCCACCUCUACCAAAUCUCUCACCCCCCGCCAACCCAUCUACUUCGGUCCCAACGUGUAUUGGGGAAAAGCGUGGAAGAAUGUGUAUGGAACUGGGUUACUAUACGUCCCCGUCGUUGCAGCCGUCAUGUUUUGGCCCGUUCCAAUUGCGCCAAUGAUGAAUUUCUCAAAAGGGGUUAAGAAGGAGGGUUUAGUUGCUUAA